This is a messenger RNA of Kalmanozyma brasiliensis GHG001, 2637 nucleotides long. RefSeq lists its product as uncharacterized. The record is from RefSeq and is a predicted model, not a curated record. The transcript has a single exon. The coding region runs from base 1 to 2637 and encodes 878 amino acids. Lineage: Eukaryota; Fungi; Basidiomycota; Ustilaginomycetes; Ustilaginales.
AUGGAUGCCUCCUCAUCAUCAACCGGUCCACCAUCCGCACAGGAGGAGCGUCGAGAUUCUGCAGCACAGGAAAAUUGCGAGGGUUCUCCAGCCGAAACGACUGCGAUCACAAUCAGUCCGACUGCUGCACACGAGCCGUUGGAAGUGUCUGGUGAGCAGACGCCUCAGACGAACGAGAAGGAUUCAUCUGAAGCAGCAGUCUGUUCUCCAACCGCACAGGAGACUCGUAGGAGCUCUCCAGCCGUCACGACCUGUCAGGCAAGGAAAGACACUGGAUUCGAGCUCGCUACCACACACGAGCCGCCGGAAGUCUCUGGCGAGCAGGCGGACCAGGCGAACGAAAAGGCUUCAACCGAAGCAUCAGUCCCUUCUCAAACCGAACAGAAAGAUUGCGAGGGCUCUCCGGGCGUCACGAUCACACAGGCAAGCACAGCCACCGAAGUCGAGCUCGCUACUCCACACGAACCCUCUCCAGCCAGCAGCGCUGGAGCGACGAUAAGCACGGCAAGCCCAGCCACCGAAGUCGAGCCAACUGCCGCACACGAACCACCCGAAAUCUCUGGUAAGGUAGACAGCUCGCAGGUGCCCGAGACCGAAUCCGCUCCCCAAGAGGCCCUCUGCACUUCAGAGAAGCCGAAGAAGCCAAAGAGGCAGCUCUCCGAGACGCAUCUGCAAGCGGUCCGGCAGAACGCGGCCAAAGGCCGGCAGGCCUGGUCCGCGAAGGCUUCUGCUGCUCGAGCCGACCCGAACAGGCCCAAGAGAAAGGUUAGCGAACCCCAUCGGGAAGCGCUUCUCCAGAAUCUUGCUAAGGCGAGGGAGGCAAGGAGCGACAUGGCGCGUCGCAGACAGCGAAGGCGAGCGCAGGGAUUGACUGUGAAAGAUGAUAGGGAAGACGGGAUGACUGCAGAGAACGCCGAUGGUGGUGUCGAGAUCCGCGGAGAUCAGCAGCCCAGCGAAACGGCUGACGAAGCGGUCGCAAGUCAAGCAGUCGAGACCAGACAAGAAGUGGUCCAACAGAUGACGAGUUCAGCUGUGAUACCGAGGUCGCCUCAUCCAGCGGCUUACAACGAAGUGAUCGCGGGUCGGGCAGACGAAAUUGCGCAAGAAGCGGUCGAGUGGAUGGCAAGCUCAGCUGCGAUGCCGGGAUCGCCACAUCCCGAGAUUGCCAGCGAAGCGAUUGCAUGUCAGGCAAACGAAGACGGUCAAGAGACGAUCCAGCAGAUGACAGGCCCGGCGGUGACGCCAGGAUCGCCUCAGGCACGUGCUUCUUCGCCGAUCUGCUUCACUUGGGCAGACGUGGACCCAUCAGAAGAGGAGGACGAGCUUGUGUCGAGUCAAGAGGAGGGAUGUCGGCCCAGUCAAGAAGUGAGCUUUCGGCAAGAGACGACCGGGAGUACAGAUCAUAGCGUGGAAGCCCAGCAGCAAGCUGUCCCACUCGAGCCUAUCGCUCAAUCGGUUCCAAGUCCCGCCGUUCAGAUCACGCUCGAAGCACCGAGGCAGCCCGUGGUGACCGACGAUGAUGAGCCCAGCCUCUUCAUUGAACUCAAGAGGCUGCCUCCGGGGAUCAGGUCGCAAUAUUAUAAUAUUCCGACCAACGAUGAUCUGCUUCCACCCGUCCGAAAGGGGGUGACGAGCGACAUUGUCGAGAUCAGCAGCGAUAGCGAAGGCGGCGAAGACCUUGAUACCGGCACCAAACGACGGGGUCGGCGUCAGAUCCAAACUUCAGUCAAGACUACGCGCCGACAGAAGCGGGUGCGUCAGGAGGAGAUGCCAGAUACUUCUGAUGGCGAGUACGAGGAGGAGAACGAAGGCGAGGAGGAGGAGGAGGAGGAGGAGGACGAGGAGGAGGACGAAGGCGAGUACGAAGAGGAGACGGACACAUCAGACGAAAGGUGGGGCGAGAAGAGAAAGGCAAGGGCAUUAGCUCGAGCGAGGCGUGUAGAGGCGACGCGAUCGCUCGCAAAGAGCAAAGUGUCGCCCACCAAACGCAAACGUAAAGUGCAAGCGUCGCCUACGAAAAGGACCCGGCAGAGGCGCGAUCCAGAAACAGUCUUCUUGGGUUUCUUCAGCCCGACUCAACCCGAAACGAUCACUGCCAAGCGUGGGUUUCGUCGGACCGUGUCGGCGCCCAAUGCUAGCAGCAGCCGCGAAACAUACCCCGCCGUGGCCGCCAGCUCGAGUCACUCCCAGUCGUCGUCCCAGCAAAGUUACUCCCAAUCGUCGUCCCAGUCAACCCGCUAUUCUUCGGUAUCGUCCACCACGCGAACCACCCCUUCAACGCGAAGUGGGACAUUCUCCACCCCUUCGACCUCCUUUUCCACCGCAGCAAGUAGCAUCGAUCAAAACCUUCUCCAACGCAUCGUGCGAGAGGUGUCCGAACGCGUCUACUCGGAGAUGGCACCGUCGCUUCAGGGUCGCAGUUUGAUACGAAGCGAGUCGGUCAAAUCUCAGGUGUACGAGGAGCACUUUCCGGAUCUCGAGGAGGACGACGAGCUGGACGACCGACAAGCACGGUCCAGUUCGCCAUUUGACCCGCCACAAGGGUCCUACUUGGUUGACGUCAAGGCGGGGAUGGAGCGCAACAGAGAGCUGUUCAUGCGCUUGUCGGGUUUGCUGCCUGAUCAGCCAGAGCGUUAG